CACUGGUUUUACAAAGAUCGAACAAAGAUGACGAGAAACCCGCAGAUAGCUGUGAACCUCAGUUUGACCCUGGAAUACCCCACAGACAGAGACACAAACACCUACACCUGCACCAUCUACAACAGGGAGGGAAACAUCAUGGUGAAGAAACAAGUGAAGCUCUUUGUCAGAGUGCCCCAGGUGGAGGUGGAUUCAGAGGUGGAGUCUGUCCAGCUCUCCUGCAAAACCAAAGUUCCUCUGCCUAAAGAUGCUAAAGUGGAGUGGACCUGCAUUCACAUCCGGACCACAGAAGUCCACGUGUAUCAGAACGGCUCUGACCAGCCUGAAGAACAGGAUGAGUUUUACAGAGGCCGAACAGAGAUGAAUAAAGACCCGCUGAACUCUGGAGACCUCAGUCUGACCCUGAGACUCCCCACAGACAGAGACAACUACACCUACACCUGCACCGUCUACAGCAGGGAGGGAGACAUCCUGAUGAAGAGACAAGUGAGGCUUCGGGUCAAAGUGUGUCAGGUGGAGGUAGAGGAGGGGAAGGGGGUGGAGUUUGUCCAGCUACCCUUCAAAACCACAGGUGACCUGUCCAACGCACAGGUGGAGUGGUGGCGCUAUGAACCUGAACCACCAAUGACGGUCCACAAAUAUCAGAAUGGCCCAGACCAGACUGACGAACAGAACCAGUUUUACAGAGACAGAACGAAGAUGAACGAAGACCUGCUGAAAAGUGGAGACCUCAGUCUGACCCUGAAGUGCCCCACAGACAGGGACACAGGAAAAUACAUCUGCAGAGUCGAGGCCAAGGGGAUGAAGAGAAAGAAGACAGUGCUGCUCAGAGUGAUAAACUGUGUGAUGGAGCUGGUGGAGGGGGCGGGGUCUGUUCAGCUGCCCUUCACUACUAUAGGUGACCUGCCUUUAGAUGCUGAAGUGCAGUGGAAACGCAUUAAGCCCAAACCAUCAAUUAUGGUCCACCUGUAUCAGAGCAGCUCUGACCAGCUUGAAGAACAGCACCAGGAUUACAGAGACCGAACAGAGAUGAAUGAAGACCUGCUGAAAACUGGAGACCUCAGUCUGACCCUGAAACUGCCCACACAGAGAGACAGUGGAGAAUACAUCUGUACUGUCUGCAGCAAAGAAAGAAGCAUCUCAAGAGAAACAACAGUGCUACUCAAGGUCAAAGGGAGAGUUCACGUCCAGGAUCAAACAGGAACAUCAGGAACUCCUCUGAUGGCUCAUCAAUCAGUUUGAUCUGUUUGGUUUAGGAUCCACGUUUGGAUCAUGAACAGGAAUGAGCCUCCACUUUCAACCGCCAUCAUUAUGUGAACACAUCACGACCCUUAUUCUUU
This is a messenger RNA of Archocentrus centrarchus (flier cichlid), 1340 nucleotides long. RefSeq lists its product as uncharacterized. Bases 28 to 1242 code for a protein of 404 amino acids. The transcript is spliced from 5 exons. Gene Ontology annotation, biological process: regulation of cytokine production; T cell receptor signaling pathway. The record is from RefSeq and is a predicted model, not a curated record. Lineage: Eukaryota; Metazoa; Chordata; Actinopteri; Cichliformes; Cichlidae. Gene Ontology annotation, molecular function: signaling receptor binding. Gene Ontology annotation, cellular component: external side of plasma membrane.